This is a messenger RNA of Oryzias latipes (Japanese medaka), 1911 nucleotides long. RefSeq names its product THUMP domain containing 2 (gene thumpd2). Gene Ontology annotation, biological process: tRNA methylation. Gene Ontology annotation, molecular function: tRNA (guanine) methyltransferase activity; RNA binding. Lineage: Eukaryota; Metazoa; Chordata; Actinopteri; Beloniformes; Adrianichthyidae. The record is from RefSeq and is a predicted model, not a curated record.
GUGUCAAGAGAAAAAUCAAAUAUGGCGCCAUUGAUAGUCUAUUAACAGUCAAGGUUUUACUUUAUUUUUUUAAAUUGACAGAAUAUUUUUAAGACUAAAAUUAUCAUGGUGGAACCGGGCUGCAGUGGAAGUUCUGUUCGGUUCUUCUGCACCGCCGGGAAUGGAAUGGAGACUUUUCUGACGGAGGAAGUGAAGAAGAAGCUCUUAGCUGAAGACGUGUGUCAGAUUCCUGGAAAAGUGUUGUUCAGCUCUUCUGCAGCGAUCCACAGAGUAACAAGCCUGAAAGCAGCAGAACGGCUCUUCCUUUUGUUAAAGAAGGACUCGCCUCUCAGGAUGCCAACCCGCUGCAGCCGAGCAGAGGCCGCCUCUUUGCUGCAGUCCAGGCUGUUGGCAAACCGGGAUCAGUGGAUCGGCGCUGCAGUGACAUGGAGCCGCCUGCAGAGGGAGCUUUUAGCCAGCAAAGGCCUGGGAGGAACAGCACGGAGUCAGAGGGGGGGAGGGACUGAAGACUUUGCAGCGUCAAAAAAACACAGAUCUGAGCUCAGAGAGCCACAGAGGGAAGAACAACAUGUAGAAAAGCCACCAGAGAAGAAAAGGAUGAAGGAGGAUGGUGCAGAAGCGGAGAUAAAGAUGGAGUCCAACAGCUUCUGCAGCAAAAUCUGUCUCACAGGAGAUGAUGAGGCUUCAGAGAGUGUGGAAAAUGUAUCCUUUAGGAUCAGCUGCAAAUGCAGCGGAUCUGUCUCCAGGAGCUUCAGCUCACAGGAGGUGAGCAGAAUGAUGGGAGCUGCUGUGAGCAGACUGCUGGGCUGGAAGGCUGACCUGAAGAAUCCUCUGCUGGAGGUCAGUCUCCACCUGAGCGACGAUUACUGUCUGCUUGGAAUUCCACUGACCAGGUUACCUUUGGCGAACCGCAGCUACAUCAAAACAACCGGACUGAGGUCCACUGUGGCCUGGGCCAUGGCAUCACUGGCUGACAUACAGCCGGGGUUCUCUGUGGUUGAUCCGAUGUGCGGUGUGGGAACCAUCCUGAUUGAAGCAGCGCAGGAACAUCAGGAUGCCUGUUUUGUGGGUGUGGACAUCGAUGACGGACAGCUGCAGAGGGCCAAUCACAACGUAUUAUUUGCACAUCUGGGGAAGAGUAUACAGCUGCUGAAAGCCUCAUCUAUGGGGCUGCCUCUGCUCAGCGGCACUGUGGACGCCGUGGUCUGUGAUCUGCCGUUUGGGAGGAAGUUUGGCAGCAACACCAAUAUGGCUGCUGACCUGCCGCUCAUCCUUUGGGAAAUGGAAAGAAUCCUUUGUCCUGGAGGGACUCUCGUUGUCCUCCUGAGUCCUCAGUUGUCGUGUCUCCUAAAGAAGCUCCUGACACAAGAACCCGCUGAGCCAGCAUUGGAGCAGAAAGCAGAGCCUCAAGCCGUGGCAGCGAGCUGCCUGUCGUCCAGCUCUCCGCCCGACCAGCAGCUCCACAGUCAAGACAGACGUCCAGCUGCUGGUCUUCAGCAACGCCAGCCCCCCCGCCGGUCUUCUCUGAAGCACCAGGCCACGUUCAGGGUCAGCUUAGGGGCCAUCGACGGACUGAUUCAGAAAUAUGUCAAAACGUGAUCGCUGUUGGUAAACGUGCUCAUCAUGAUGAUCAUGAGCAUGUUUGCUGUGUGGAGAAAACUGACUGAAUCAACACAUUACAGCCCAAAACGGAGAAGAGGAGCUUUUGAAUUAAAUUACAUUUGUUGUCUACAAAUCUGGUAGAAGUUCAGAUGUGUUGUAUAAUGCAGUGAGAAACUAUAUAUUUUUUUUAGUUUUUUUCCACCACUAAUAAAAAGUAGAUGGAGCUUCACCUCACACUAGAGACUGCAAUGUUUAGCUUUUUUUUGAUACUGGUAAAGAAUUUAAAUACAUUUUUACUGUAUAUGUGAA